This is a messenger RNA of Osmia lignaria (orchard mason bee), 1042 nucleotides long. The record is from RefSeq and is a predicted model, not a curated record. Lineage: Eukaryota; Metazoa; Arthropoda; Insecta; Hymenoptera; Megachilidae.
AUAGGACUCCCGAUUGUCACGUGAGCGGUGUUGCCACGUUGUUCAGCAUGGCUAGUACUAGAGUCGGCUGUGCCGUUGAGGUUGGCAACAGGACUGAUUCUACCGGUAAGAGUUCAAAUAUCAACAGUAAUAACGACUAUGAAACGAAGGAAAAGUUCAUGUACGAAUAUGGAAAGGCGAAAAUAAUAGAAAACAUUGAAAUAAGGAAUAAGAUUAAAAUCCAAGACAACACGGCUAACGCACACUGACGCACAAGGACUAGAGACGGAUUUAACAGUGAAAAAAAACAAAAAUUUAGAAAAUACACAUAAAAAAGAUACACACAAAGGAAACAACGCAGUAACCCAGAUAAACGUUCAUUCUUGUCAAGAAGCCAUGUCAAGAAGCCUGAGCAAGAUGAGACGGAUGUCUGUGAAUGCAAUACGAGUCGUCUUAGGGUCAGCACUAAAGCUCCCAUUGCUUCGCUGUCAGGUUUCUUGGCUCCAGAAGAUGAGCCAGCCGCAGCUACCUGUCUACCAGUCUGCUAUUCGAUCAAGGGAGCCAUCAUUCCAAGGCCAACAUCGCUUACCUCAACCAGCUUCCUCAUUGCAACUUGACUUUUUUCCGUGCAAUCUUGGUGAUGUAAGUGACGAACACGGUGAAAGAUUUCAUCAGGACAUUUCAGUUAUGGAGAAUCGGUAUUUUGCAAAAGAUAGUGCCACGAUGCUUGCAGACUAUUGUUGGACAUUAAUCGUGGAUAUAAAUUCACCACAUAAACAUCAGUCGGGACGAAAAAAUUCUAGGUGGAAAGAGUCGGAGAGAAAAAAUGGACAGCUUGUGUGUUUGUCAUCGUGACGUGUUCUGUGCCUGGGUAAGUGGUUUUUUUUUUUUUCUUCAACUCUUUUUAUAUGCUGUUUUAGCGCGCCAGUGGGGUCUACGUCUUUUACCCCAGGCAGGUCAACGUUCGGUACCAAGAGGCCGUCAGACAGUGGCGGAGGGAAUUUCGUCGGUACCUGGCCGAGCUGUGGGAAUGGGACGAGGGUGGCGUCCUAGAUAUUGCCCC